Salvia splendens (bonfire salvia) is the source of this 1075-nucleotide messenger RNA. RefSeq lists its product as uncharacterized. Bases 265 to 1020 code for a protein of 251 amino acids. The transcript is spliced from 4 exons. The record is from RefSeq and is a predicted model, not a curated record. Gene Ontology annotation, cellular component: nucleus. Gene Ontology annotation, biological process: regulation of DNA-templated transcription. NCBI's taxonomy places the organism in Eukaryota, Viridiplantae, Streptophyta, Magnoliopsida, Lamiales, Lamiaceae.
GGCGGUUGAUUCGGGCAAAUCCCCCAGAAUCCGGCUCGUCGUUAGUCGGAUUUGUGAUUCCGUCAACGGAAAGACUUGCCAUCAGGGUGUCAAGUGUCGCCAAAAAACGAGGGAUUUCAGUGCAGCAUGCAAGAACCACAAGAUUACCAAGCCCUGUACCAUUAUGUAUUGUCAUAAAUGCCUCUUGAACAGGUAUGGCGAGAAGGCCGAAGAAGUAGAUGGUUUAGGAGAGUGGAGCUGUCCCAAGUGUAGAGGCGUGUUUGCAUGAAGAAAAGAGGUCAUCAACCCACUGGUAUACUUAUUAACACGGCAAAGGCAACUGGCUUUUCAUCUGUUUCUGAGAUGUUGCAACAUUUUCAAGCUUCUUUGCCUAAUAAGGUGAAACUUUUCAUUUCUUCUAUACCACUUACAUUAACAAUAAUUUUGACACUUGUUUUUGGCUCUAAAAAGCCGGGGAAGGAAAAUUCCGUUACUGCCAACAAGUCCAAGAAAGUUAAUCAAAGAAAACUGGAGAAGGAAGCUAUUGCAGAAAUGCACAACUGUAAUAAGAAGCAUGGAGCUGAAGGUAAUGAUUCACGUGGCGCUCACAUGUCAAAGAAAAGGAAGAGGUGUAGAUCGUAUGAGCUGGGAAUUAAGAAUGAUGCUGAUGGUAAGAAGGGUGAUGUCUCUUCAACAAGUCCUAGAAAAUUAGUAUCUGAACAAGAAGCAAAACUCAAAAUCGGACAUAAUCCAGAUCAAAAUAUGAGUUAUGAGGUCAAAAUGACCAGGAAAGAAGUUGUAAAGCGUUUAGAAGAUGAUAAAACAACGCGAGAUGAAAUUGAGUCUGCAAGUACGCUGGUUGUUUUAAAGCAGCGUAACGCCAAUAGUUUCCUUGACAUACCAAUGCCUCUGGGAAUAGAAUUGAAAAAUGUAGCCGGGCUUGAUGUAUCGGUGGAAGAUGUUGGGAAUGUAUUGCAGUUUUUAGAAUUUUGUGCUGCUUUUGGAAAGGCAAGUGAUUUAACUUGCAACCCCUACUUCUGAUACUCAUUUUUUCAAUCUAACUGGGACCUACAUUUGUAUAUAUAGCUUAUUUUGA